AUGCCAAAUUUCUCCAAUCUAUUACAAACUAUUGUUCUUAAUAAUUCAUGUGCCUCUUUAGCUUUCUUUGAACAUUGGAUAGGAAUGAUAUCACCAAACUACUUAACACCAUCAAUUGAACGAUUGGUUAUAAUCGAAACAGAAUAUUAUACGUAUGGCAUUGUCUAUCUAAUUAAACAUUUAACACUUGGCAACACUUUACAAUAUAUUCAUCUUGUAUUCGAAUAUCCUGAUGAUGACUACAUGCACGUUCUCGUCACAUUCGUUAAAACUCAGACAUCGGUUCAUAGCAUGAUACUUGAAGUGGAAAACGGUCAUCGUAAAUUUACAAAAGAUAUAUACUCACAUUUAUUAGAAAUGAAACCUUUCUUUUGGUCACGUGCUGUUCAAUUGACUUUGAGUGUGCAAUAUCCAUUUGAAAUUAUAGUCAUUCUUCAAAGUGGUGCUAUACCACUUCUUGAACAUUUAAAUAUAACAUUUGAACAAGAACAAUUCGAAGAAAAACCUUAUUUACAAGAGAAGCAACCAGACAUUCAAUUCUGUCAAUCUGAUAUUCGUCGAAUGACUGAUGCUACUAGACUUCAGUCUCUUCUAUUACGUCAUUUGGCUCUCAAUCAGCUUAUAAUACUACUCGAUUCUCUCAAUAUGCCUUUAUUGAAGAAAUUAACGCUUGUUGAUAUAUUCGAUGAAACACUUGCAAAUCUUGAUGAAUUUCGACGUGUUGUUGAUCACAAUCAUUUGCCUGCUUUGAAACAUCUUUACUUUCUACUUUGUUUUCCUGGGAAUUUCAAUGAAAUAUUAAACAUUUACUUGAUGAAAUAUGGCAACAUAUGGCCAUUCAAUAAUAUUGGUUAUCAUCUCGACGAGCAGCUUAUUUCCGAAGAUUGUAAUGGGAAAACUCUCAUGAAAACAGUUCUUCUCUUUUACACGCAUCCAUUUGAUAUAUUACAACAAUAUAUACGUACUGUACACAAUCAUUCGUUUACGAAACAUUCAAAUAUUAUUCAACAGCGAUCAAUCGAAUGGAUCUGUAAUAAGAUAGAUAGUUUGAAUCAAUUGAGCACUACUUUAAAUAUUUUAGCUGGUGGUCAUUUGAAGACACUUCACUUACAUUAUUACAAGAUGAAGACGCCUAUUAAAUUGAAUGUAACCAAUUCAUUAUGGUCUGAUAUAUAUUUUCAUCGAUUGCGCUCUGUAACUUUCACCUUCGAAUAUAAGUCGAUGAAACGAUCACGACGCGUGUACAUUAUCGAUCAUAUACUUAAUGUAUCACCUGGGCUAUCAAAUCUCGUUGUGGACUGGAAUGAUUUUCGUUCUUGUUCAUGCCCUAAUACGAAUGUGAGAUAUGUUCAUUUCAUAUUAAAGUCAAAUUAUGAUGAUCCAAAUGCGCACAUUGACGUUAAUCAUCUCUUUCAAUUACUGCCCGGUAUAUGUUGUUUCGAGACAAGUGAUCGCCAUAUAGCAUUCAAUCAGAGUCUCGUCGACUUUGUUCUGAAAAUUAUCAAUACAUUUCAUCGGCUUGUGGAACUGACUCUAAACAAAGAAGGUUGGUUGCCGGUCAAGCCAGAAAAGCAGCUAGCAAUCAAACAAGCAAUACUCGCCGCUGACAACAAGCGACUAUUCGAUUCUAAUACAUAUCAAAUAAUAUUUCCUAUAGGAGAUAAACUUACAAUAUGGUUGUAA
This is a messenger RNA of Rotaria socialis, 1683 nucleotides long. The record is from the annotation of a GenBank genome assembly. Lineage: Eukaryota; Metazoa; Rotifera; Eurotatoria; Philodinida; Philodinidae.